CUCAGUCCAACUGAGUUGACAAAAAUUAACUCAGGUCCACUGAUCUGAGCACACCACAGUUCCAGCAUCAUUAUCUGAAACUGGUUUCCUCGUUUCUUCCAGAGGAUUCGAGUACUAUGGCAAGAACUGUGUCUGACAAGAGCCAGUAUUUUAGGCUUGUUGAGAUCCCUGACAGUAAAGAUAAACGUUUCAAAGAGUUUGGUGCAAACUCAACCACGAGCCUGCAUUUGCUCCUGAGGUAUCCUUGAGGAUGGGCUGCCAGUGCCCAGGCACUUAGGCUAUCUGCUGUAGGAGCGUGGAGAGAUUAGGAAGGUGCUUUUGAAAAUGGAAUAUGUUAUUCUAUACAGACUUACAUUUAUUGUUUGCAUUUCCUAAUUUUUACCUUCAGGCCUCUGGAUAUGCAUUUUUGCAAGAGGUUAAAUGAUAAAAAAUAGUCUUGAGUGUCCACACACAGCCUUGUGUGCUGCCUGGUGAAUAUUUAAGUGACCUAUCUAGAGCAAGCACUUUUACUGCACACAGUAGGCAAAUGCAGAGGGAAACAGAAGACCUGUCCGUGUGACAAUUAUACAUCUGUCCCUAUAUGUGUAAUCCACCCUCUCAGCCUGAUAAACAAGAGCCUGUGUGGGGGUUUUGAACAGAAGGUGGCCAUCACCUUCUGAUCUGAGUAUCUCUCUUCAAACGCUUCACCUCGCCUGUAAAGCAGCUCUCCUGCUCACUGCCAUGUCCACUCCGCUGGAGGAUGCCAUGAACACCUUCAUCAGGAUUUUUCAUCACUACUCUGGCAAAGAAGGUGACAGAUACAAGCUGAGCAAAAGAGAACUCAAGGAACUCCUCAGCAGGGAGCUCACUGACUUCCUUUGUGGCCAAAACGAUCCUCACCUUGUUGAUAAGAUUAUGAACGAUCUGGAUUCCAAUAAAGACAAUGAAGUGGAUUUUAAUGAAUUUAUGACUCUGGUUGCAACUCUGACUGUGGCUUGUAACGAUUUCUUUGAAGAACAGCUAGAAGAAGGAUUUUAAUGAUGCCAGAUACAGUCGGUCUUCUGGUCACAAAUGCAAUGAGCCACGACUAGCUAGGUAGUGCUCAUCAGCAUUUGGUGAACACAAACCAUCAUCACUCCAAUUGCUACUGCUGUAAGACUCUUGUGGACCAGAUCAGCAGCUGGUGUAAGCUGGACCAAAGGCAGCUUACACUACCUGAGGUCUGGCUGUUAGUAUUUUCAGCCUUUGCACUGCUGUAAUACACCUUUGUCAGUUCCCUGGUCCAGGCCUGGGGUGGCAGACUGUUUGGCAGGAGUUAAGAUUUCUAUUUCAUAACUGUUGGUGGGGUAUAAAAGGAACAUUAAUGUUACUUAAAUAGCUUCUGAGAUGGAAAAUCUGGAAUGAGUUGUAAAACUUGCAAUUGAGUUUUCAGUCAUUCUGUGACAGGCAUCUUUCUACAGGUCACAAAAUUGUUUGGUUCUUAACCAGUUCUGCUCAUUCUAACCCAGUUGUUGGAUGCUGCUCUGUACUCCCUGCACUCCUGUAUUUCAGACAUGGCCACAGCUCCCUUCAUCCACCCAAGCAGAUGGCACUGUGUGCCAUGGUUAUGGGUUCGUUUUCCCCACCUCCCCAGCUUCCAUUCUGUUGUGUGGGCACUACUGCAAUCUCAGCAGUCCAGCUCUUCAUUCAGCACAAAUUAAUUUGUUCAUAUGAUAAAUUAUUCAAAUGCAUAAGGGAUUUAGUCAGCGAGCUGCUCUGAAUGCUGAUGGAAGAACCAGGUCUUCAGGGGAAAGGUAAAUGCCUGCUGCCUUCACUAAUCUGGCACCCAUAAGAGAAGGGUUUUAGAGGACCACUUGUGGAGGAUGUCAUGAUGAGAUCCCAGGGUACAGCUUCAUCAUGUGAGUCAUCUGAUGGAAUAAUGACUUCAUCUCAUGCAGAUCCAAAUCCCUACAUCAGUGUGGCACAGAAGGAGGCAGUGGGACUCCCUGGCCAGGCAUGGAUGGAGAAGGACGAUCCAUUUCAGUGCUAAUCUGUCCACGGACUUAAAUACAUCUAUAUCAAAAUUCCUGCUUAAACAUUCUUCCAAAUGUCUGCAGUCCUCAGUGGCAGGUUGUCAUGCUUUUGCUUUGCAUGGAGAGCUCUCUUUGUUCUUGUUGUUCUGUUAGUAGUUCAAACUGUAAUAAAAGGUGUUUGAAUAAAGUCAGGAUGUUCUGUUUGUG
Messenger RNA from Gallus gallus (chicken), 2198 nucleotides. It is a transcript of the gene S100Z, whose product is annotated as S100 calcium binding protein Z. The transcript has 3 exons. The coding region runs from base 721 to 1017 and encodes 98 amino acids. Lineage: Eukaryota; Metazoa; Chordata; Aves; Galliformes; Phasianidae. Gene Ontology annotation, molecular function: calcium ion binding. Gene Ontology annotation, cellular component: cytoplasm. The record is from RefSeq and is a predicted model, not a curated record.